CUAAGUCAAAACAGUAAAAUUAGCUUCAAAUAUUCUUUUAAUUCAAUUUUUAAGAGAAUUACAAAGAAACUAGGUAUUUACAUAUGAUAAAUCAUGGCAUCGGCACUAGAACAUUAUGUAAACAAUGUCCGUACUAUGACAUCAGCCGGAAAUUUUCGCGAACUGGUUGAUUAUCUUAAUGACUCGAUGGAACUACUUCAGAGGAACUUAAACUUGUUAGAUAAUGUAAUGGAAACGUUAGAUUUACAACAUCAUUCAUUAGGAGUGAUGUAUAUUGUUGCAGCCAAGAUUAGCGAAAUUCAAAAUGAAGAUCCAGAGCCUGUUUUAUCUUUAGUUAAGCGAUUUGUCACAAUUUGUAAUGGUGAGCAAGUUCGUAAUGCUCCACAAACAUAUUUUGAUCUGUUUCAUGCCUACACAAAUCUCCUCGUCAAGCGGAAAUUAAAUACGACUCAAGGAAUCCCAGUUUUAACCGUAGCUAUUGAAAAGAUUCAGCUAAUGGAAUCACAAUUGACUCCAAUUCAUGCUGAUUUAUGUCAAUUAUGCUUAAGUUCAAAAGUUUUCAAGCCAGCACUCUACUUUUUGGAUGUUGAUGUCACAACCAUCGCAGCCGCUGAAGAUCAUCAGGAUUCUACAACAAAGUACUUCCUUCUGUAUUAUUAUUAUGGUGGAAUGGUCUAUGCAGCAGUUAAAAACUAUGAUCGUGCAUUGUACUUCUUUGAAGUAGCAAUUUCGACACCAGCAACUGCCAUGUCUCAUAUUAUGUUGGAAUCAUAUAAAAAGUACAUCCUCAUCUCAUUGAUUUUGCGAGGAAAGCAAAUAACGAUUCCUAAAUAUUCACCACAAGUGAUUGGACGCUUUAUUAAACCGCUGUCUCAGCAUUAUCAUGAAUUAUCGAACGUUUAUAUUAAUAGUGGCUCGCCAGAAGCCGUUCGUGCUGUCAUAACUAAAUAUCAAGAGACUUUCGUACGUGAUAACAAUUUGGGAUUAGUCAAACAAGUUCUAUCGACGCUUUACAAAAAGAAAAUUCAGAGAUUGACAAAGACUUUCCUCACUUUAUCGCUCUCAGAUGUCGCAAGUCGUGCAUCAUUGUCGAGUCCAGCGGAAGCUGAAAAGUACAUUUUGAAUAUGAUCAAAUCAGGCGAGAUUUUUGCAGCAAUCAAUCAAAAGGAUGGAAUGGUUGUGUUCCAUGAUGAUCCAGAAAAAUACAAUACACCACACAUGUACUUGAACAUACAGGAAGACAUGAAUAAGAUAAUAGAAUUAAACAAAAAGAUAACGCAAAUGGAAGAAGAAAUUAUGCUGACACCGAUGUUUGUGAAGAAGUCUACCAUACCCGAAAGUGUAGUUGAUGACAAAGGAUAUCCAAGUGAAGCAUGUGAGUGAAUUCUCUUAAAAAAAUGCUUGCUUUUUGCUCUAAAUCUCUUUCUGCAAAGCAAAGUCCCAAGUAGAUGCUUAACUACUGAAAAAGAAUACAAAAAAAAAUUAUGUUCUUUAUGCUGUAAAACAAAUCUUGAGUUUCAAAUAAAAGCGCUGGCUUUGAGAUCUUCUUUUUAGUUU
Messenger RNA from Chironomus riparius, 1557 nucleotides. Lineage: Eukaryota; Metazoa; Arthropoda; Insecta; Diptera; Chironomidae. The record is from the annotation of a GenBank genome assembly.